UGGAAGAGGUCGUAGAGCAGAUUCUGGCGAACCCUAAGCCCUGACCCCUGUGGUGUGGGGGGUGAGUUCGGGGCAAUGCGCUGCCCCACCCUGCUGGCCCUGCUGGCGGGGGUCAUGCUGUACCUGGUGAUGGGGGCGUUGGUGUUCCGGAACUUGGAAAGCCCCAAGGAGAGCAAGGAGCACGAGAAGCUGCUCUGCACCACACGUGACUUCCUCGGAAACCACUCAUGUGUCACUGCACAGAACCUCAGCGACCUCAUAAAGAGUGUGGUGAAGGCGGUGGAGGCAGGCCUGGACGUAAAACACAGCUCCACCAACUUCACUAGCAGGUGGGACCUGGCCAGUGCCUUCUUCUUCUGUGGUACCAUCAUCACCACCAUUGGGUUUGGUAACCUUUCUCCCAGGACCAAAUGGGGCCAGCUGUUCUGCGUGUGCUAUGCCCUGGUAGGGAUCCCUAUGUUUGGUUUCCUGCUGGCUGGUGUCGGGGACCACAUGGGGACGGGGCUGAGGAAGGCCGUGUGGAAGAUGGAGACGCUCUUCCUGAAGCGGCGGGUCAGUCCCACCUAUGUACGGAUCAUGUCUGCUGUUCUGUCCAUCCUGAUUGGCUGUCUGAUCUUCCUCGCCGUGCCAACGCUGGUGUUUAAGGAAGUGGAGGACUGGUCCUUUCUGGAGGCGCUCUACUUUGUGGUCAUCACCCUCACCACGGUCGGCUUUGGAGACUACGUAGCAGGUGCUAACCGGCGGGACGGAGAUCUGUUUAAGCCCCUGGUGUGGCUCUGGAUAGUGUUUGGCCUGGCUUACUUUGCCUCCAUACUCACCAUGAUCGGGAACUGGCUGCGGGUGCUGUCCAAGAAAACACGUGCUGAGAUGGAGGAGUUGAGGGCCCAUGCUACAGACUGGACCCAGAACAUCCAGAAUAUGUCCAUGGACUUCCGGAUCCCCAACCCUCUGGACCUCAACGACCCCUUCCUGCUGCAGCGGCGCCGCUGGAAACGCAGCACCCGGCGGCGGGUCCGCAGGGGGGCGCUGGGGCACCGCGGCAGGCAGGGCGCUAUAGGGGAGAACGGACAUCUGCCCAAUAGGUGGGUCUCCCAUACCCGCUCCAUGACCCGUCUGGAGGUUGUGAGGUUAGGGGGGGGCGAGGUUAGGAAUGAGGGGACGAGGUUAGUACCAGGGGUGGAUUCCAGAGUCAGUGCGAGGUCAGAGGGCAGGUCGUUGGGCCGGACGUUGGUGAGGUCGCUGUCGAUGCCUGCGGCGCGCUCUGUGAUGGAGUUAGAUUAUGACCGUGAUCCUGUUGCUAUGAUGAUGCUGCAAGGGGAGUCUGCGUUUGAGUCUAAGUCGCUGUCCGAGUCUCCAGAGUCUGACUCCAGAUCAGAAGUCUCCUCCUCUGACUCUCACACCUCUGACAUGUGUACACCAGGGCAGGGGAUAACUUUUGCCAGUUUUGACGCCAGUGGGUCUCUCUGUACUGGGGAGAGGGGAAGACAGGGAGGAUCCAGACAGGUAUUUUUCCAGGAGGAUGUCCGGUUCCCUGUGCCUCUCCAGCAGCUCCCCAAGUCCCACAACCCCACCAAGCCCAUCCCCAUGUCGCCCAUAUUCUCUGUGAAACCCAUGCCGCUCCCCAUGCCCAACCCACCAGGCUGCAAAAUGCUAGAUUUCUUCGGGGAGAACUUGGCCUACAUUGACGAGUCGUCGGACACGUUGAGUGACAGGAACCAGCCGGUUGAGGGGGCUGUCAGUCCUCGCCCCCGUAAGCCCUGCAGGAGGAGCAUAAGGAGGCAGCUGCCCCACCGGAGCACCCUGAAGGAGAGGGACAGUGACAUGCAGCCCCCCUCCAACCCCCCGACACCUCCCCCUCUCUCCCAUCUCAGAGACUGA
Molecule: messenger RNA, 1878 nt
Organism: Oncorhynchus masou masou (cherry salmon)
Lineage: Eukaryota; Metazoa; Chordata; Actinopteri; Salmoniformes; Salmonidae
Product: potassium channel subfamily K member 4-like
Exons: 6
Coding region: 76-1878 (600 amino acids)
Biological process (GO): stabilization of membrane potential; potassium ion transmembrane transport
Cellular component (GO): plasma membrane
Molecular function (GO): potassium ion leak channel activity; outward rectifier potassium channel activity
Source: RefSeq, a predicted model, not a curated record